Messenger RNA from Fusarium verticillioides 7600, 3912 nucleotides. RefSeq lists its product as hypothetical. The transcript is spliced from 4 exons. Lineage: Eukaryota; Fungi; Ascomycota; Sordariomycetes; Hypocreales; Nectriaceae. The coding region runs from base 683 to 2893 and encodes 736 amino acids. The record is from RefSeq and is a predicted model, not a curated record. Gene Ontology annotation, biological process: eisosome assembly.
GCAGGUCCGGGAAGGGAAAGAGCUACGGCAACGACCCUGACGUAUGCAUCCCAUCCCAUCCCAUCCCAUGUGAAGGAAAGAGGUAAGGAAGGCAAGCACCGCACCGUCCGUCCGUCUUGUCUCGGGGCCAACGAAAGAACGACGCCAUUUGAGUGAGGGCGCCACGAAGACAACGAGAGGGUCUCCUUUGAUAGCAUCAUCAUCAUCAUCGUCUUAGUGAAUAAAUCUUGCUUUUACCCAUAUUUUACUCUAUUCUUUCCCUUCUGUUUUGUUUCCUCACGAUUGAGAGACAACACCAAAUACAUACUCGACUAAUACCUACUCGAAUCCUACCUCUAUACAGUGUCGUCACUCAGCAUUUUAUCUCACUUGUUUCGAUAUUCCCUGCGAAGAGACAGCCCAUUCGUCUCCACCAUUGAAGCGAGCACCCGGCAUCUCCAUGUUCGACAUAGAAACUGUCAAUUAAUAUCAACUACAUACAACAUUAUAACCGCUAAGAGCCUUGGAAACUCAUAAAAAGCAUUGUAACGAGGCCCUUGGCCCUGUCAAGAGCUUAUCACCACGCUGGGUCCAUCGCGACCAAUCUACUCCCUCGCAUCGUAUUCCAGUGAAGUCUCACCCUCUCGAUCUCUAGGCUCCAAUACGAAGGGCUGGGCCAGCACCCUCUGACGUCCCUAUACCGAUGCCCACCAGCACAUCCCAGCAGCCAACCAUGAUCCAGUCACAGCCGGCAGCGGCCACAGUGGCCAAUAAUUCAGGUCGGCUCAAAUAUGCAGAUCCUCGAGAUCUUCCUAGCUAUCCAUCUGCUGGUCUUCGCCCUGACGGCGCUGCUGCAAGUGCCGCUGCUUCACUUGGAUGGUCUAAUCAAAAGCCCAUCGAACUUUGGAAACCUGAUAAAACCUCAUCCGCAUCCGCUGCUGCCGCUCUAGCCAAAGAUUACAAGAUGACUCCAGCAUGGGAACCAACAUCUAACUCUGCCGGACACAAAGCCGCACUUCUAGCUGUUGGCUCGGCUAAUGCUGCCUUGAACCAAUCCCCAAGCCAGCGCAAGUCACACGAAGGAUGGGGAAAUUCUGCUGCCACUCAAGCAUUCAAUACGAAUCGAGCCAAUUCAAUGCGACAGCCUGAACCAAGAGCAUAUGAUACUUCGCUGCAGGGACAAAAGUCUCUUGCCGCAGCCAAAGGUGCUAUGUCAACAACUAGACGACGAGCUAAAUCGACGCCAUCGGCACCAGACUCUCAUGCUCCAUCACCCCCCAAGACAAACACUCGACCAGAUGCGCUCAGCGGAGCUGCACUUGCUCACAAAGCAAGCCUCAGGGCCAAGCCGGCAACAGAAAACGCCGGUGCGGUGCCAGUGACCACCAUGACUCGCAACAUGUUCACGUCCAAUCCGCCAGUCAAACCGGAGGUAGAUGAACGACAAAACAACGAGCAACUCCACGCUUCAGCGGUUGCUAUGGCCCGAAAGAUGUAUUCACAUCAACAAAAGAUUAUCGACGAAGCCAAGGAAACCCAUGGACAAGGCUCCGAUGCGCCACAGCCAAAACCCUAUGUUAAUCUCCAGGACGCUGCAUACAAACAAGCACAAGAACGACUGGCAAAACUUGAGCAAGAGCAUCAGAAGAAUAGAGACUACCAAUCUUACUAUGGGAACGAAUCGUCACCUAAACGGCGGUUCACAUUGACAUCCAAGCUGCGUCGUCGCUCUUCUAGUGACGGUGAUCUUGACGAUAGACAACAAUCCGAAAGAAUACGACAGCAAAUGUCACUCUUCUCCAACAAGCUUUCAGAGGUUGAUCAGAAGAAGCGGCAAGAUGAUCGCAACGCGCUUCUUGCUGCGGCACAACGUAAUGUCAAGGCUCGACUGCAAGGUAUGGAUGAGAAGGUUUAUCAUGAAACUGGCCAGGUCAACCCAACUCUUAUGAGUGAGUGGGAGCUCAAGGCUCAUCAGUUGGCCACUGCUAGCCACGAGACCCGGAAUGCAAACAAAGGCAAAAUCGAUAUCGGAGGUGGCAGAUUCAUGGACCCACACGAUAUAGACGCCAUCGCAGCCAAGAGAAUGCAGCCCCUUUUGGAUGAUAUCAACGAAAAAGCCGAAGUUGAGCGCGAGCGACUUGCUACACUCAAGAUGGAAGAGGAAGCAAGGAAGGCUGAGCAGGAGAAGCAAAAAGCGCGCGACCGUGAAAUUAAAGAGAUCACAAAGAAACUUAAGGACCAAGAGAAGCAAGAAUACAAGGCCAAGAAGGCGGAGGAGAAAGCGGCACGAGCUGAAGAGCGACGUCAGGCCAAGGAAGAGAAGCAACGGACCAGGGGUAACACAGCUGUCUCGGGCGAAGAAGCCAUUGAUGAUGGCGCGAGCACAAGAAGCGAAGAGGCUGUAUCACCCCCUAUUGUUGCGGCAAACGAAUCUAGUGAGCCUAGUGCCCCAGCCGCGAUCGAUACAGAAGCUGGCACAGCGGAAAGUGGCCGCAGAAAGCUCAGUGAUGCUGCAUCGCCAACUUCCAAGGUCAAGGGAUGGAUCAGGAACAGGUUUUCACGAGGCAAAUCUCUUGGAGAGAAAGAUCGUGAAAGCCAAGGUGACAAGAGAAGCAGUUUCAUUGGCGGAGCCGCUCUCCGGGAUACAGAUGCAAACGAAAGUUCAACAAGUCUGGACAACCGGGCUACGAGCAUGCGAGAUGUUGCCCUUGCCGGUCGCAGCGCAAACGCUGAGUCAAGCGACCACGACCGGGAUGUGCUACAUGAUUCGCGCGGCAUCAGCCCUGUGAGCAGUCUAAGUGAAGACGAGGCUGUUCCAGCUAUUACUCCUCCACCAGCAAUCAAAGACCCUGCUGAAAGGAAGAGCCAAAGUCCUUCACGGGAUUCGAGAUUUAGAGAAAUGAUGGAUAACUAGCCAGUAUUGUUGCAGGACAGGAGUUUGGAAAAAUUCAUGGAGGGAGGUAAAAUGAUGGGAUUGGUUUGGAUUAUGCCCGGCGCAAAAAUGGAUUGCUGUGUAUCUGUAAAGCGUCAUCGGGUUUCAACAGCCGGAUUAUAGCAAUUGGGGUGGUUGGACUAGUGGAUGAACUUAAUUAAUGCUUUUGUUUGAGGUAUGACGCAUUACACACGUGUACGGAACUCUCGGACGAAAAUGACGAUCAUGACAUGGUCCCAGAUAUAAUCAUGAGACAAGGCAGGAUACUGGUUGGCAAUAUACAGUAAUGUACCACACAAAGUACGAAGAAUGACGAACCAUAUUAAAUUCUGGAUUAUUGCGUUUAUAGUUUAAUUCAUUUCUAAUCAAUAUACAUAAGGCAGUUCCCUUGAAAUCUAUCUAUCAGAUAGUUCAUGUACAAAAAACGCGAAGCCAUGUAAUACAAUCCUGUAAACGCGCCAAUUCUCGCUCGAUCCAAACGCCAUGCAAAGAAAGAAAGGGGGAAUCAUUCCGGCAUUAGUCCAUAGAACACAAAGUUUCGCGUAUGUUGAGUAUUACAAGCCUUAAGUGUAGUUUUGUUGUGAUGUGAUGGGUCAAGCAUAUGUGUGAUAUUUGCGACCUGUCUAGAAGUCUCUAGGAGGCACACGAUUACCGUUCUGCGCCAUCUCGACAUCUUGGCGACCGUUUGCGGGAGCAUCCAAGUUACUGCGCGACCCGUUACUGGGGCUCCUCGAAUCAGAGAGGGCAGAAGGCAUGUAGGCGGACUUUUGAUACCUUGCGUCAGGGCUCUUUGUGCGAACGGCAGGAUAGAGGUCGAUGACGAAGGAGAUGGCAUAGAAUGUGAAGAUGAAGGAGAUGGCCCAUUCGAGGACCGCGGCGGCGUUUCGCUUCUUGACGAGGCUGCACACGCCAAAGGCGAUGAUGAGGGCGACCUCUACGAGGAUGAAGGUGUUGAUGUAGGCAUGGGUUGAAGAUGUAGAGAGAGACCCACUGAUUCCAAG